CGGCACGACGACGAGCCGAGUACAAUCGAUAGCGCGGAUAGAAAUCGGAUCCCGGUUCAGUUGUCAGUCGCGAUCGGUCGCGAUCGUCCGUGUUGCGUUGCGUGUCGUGUCACGCUCUUGCCGCGUCAUGGAUGCUCGUACGUCGCGAGUGUCAUUCGCGUAGGUGGCCAUUGUCGAUUGACUGACGACUGACUGAUUGAUUGAUCCUCCCCCCUCCCCCUCCUCGCGCGCCCCAUUGACUGCGACGUCGAUGAAUUAAAAUGCGCCUCGAAAAUGCUGCACGAGGGAGAUGAAGCGCUGUACGAGAUCGCAUCCGACCCGAAAGGAGAGGAGAUCCAGAAGCUUAGCGUUAUACAAAGUCUACCAAGUCUUCUAGCCAGCGACACGCAGUCAUGUAUGUCUCGAGUGGUACCUAAGAUGCAGCAGUCCCUCGCCACUGCAUCCACCGAGUUUCACAUAGCGGCAUCGUCCACAUUCAAAACGAUUCUCGAGCAGAAGCUCGUCAGCCAUAACGUUUUCAGUCAGACAUUCCUACAAAGUAUAUUAAACUCCUUGGAGAGUCGUGACCCAGUCGUUUGCCACGCAUGGUUGGAGACCUUACUGGAUGUGAUAGAGUUACUGCCGGUAGACAUCAUAAGAGCACAGAUUCUUCCAUUGACUAUAAGUAAAGGACAAUUGUCGCAAUCUAUCUACUCCAGGAUAACAUGCAGCAGAUUAUUGGGGAAGAUUUGCACGCGAUUCGACUCUUCUAUGAUACAGAAGGAAGUUUUACCAACAGUACACUCCCUUUGUCAAGAUGUAAAUAACGAAGUGCGAGCUAGUAUUUGCUUGCAGUUACGCUUUGUCGCGGAGGGCCUUGGCGCUGAGUCUGUAAAACCCGCUUUAUUACCGUCUCUCGUAGAACUAGCAAGCGAUGAAGAAAGCAAUGUAAGAUAUGCCUCUGUACAGACAAUAGUGUAUUUACUACCUCAUCUUCAAGAAGACACAAUAAAAACGAUAAUAGCACCACUUGUUAAGAAGCUAUGUGAAAGUGCAGCUAAAUCGGAGGAUAAUGUGAUAUGUAUGAUAGCUCAGGAGUAUGGAAAACUUGUACUUGGCCUAGAAAAAUGCUUAUCAGUAUCGGAGAGAUCAUGGUUUUUAAAGUUCUUUCAACAACUUGCACAAAUGGGGAUACCAUCGUUGAAGAAAGAGAAGCCGCACUUUACAUUCAUUAGCAGCAAUUCUGCAGCGGACGAGAGGUAUGUCGAAUGCAGAAGACACUGUGCAUUUAAUUUGCCGGCGAUGUUUAUCUUUGUAUCGAGCUCUCCGGAGGACGUAGACACGCUGUUGAUGGUAUUUGACGCAUUGGCGAGUGAUCAUUUCUACAUGGUUCGCAGAACUGUUGCCUGUGGAAUUCACGAGGUGGCGAGAAUCAUCGGGCCGAAGAAUGCACGAUUAAAAGGAAAUCUAAUAAAGUUACUGAAGGACGAUUCUGAAGAAGUGCUUCAAGGCUUAGUUCCUCAUAUCGGCUUAAUGCUAGAAUCUUUAGCUGAGAGUCAAACUAUCGGAACAGAUAGAAUGGAUUCUACGCUGAUGGAGAUAGGUAAGGCCUUAUUAAAAUGCGAGGCUGAAGUUGCGGGCACGCAUAAUUGGCGGCUGGCGUCAUUGAUGCACGCGCAGCUGGAGAUUUUACCCAAGUGUUUCCCCAGUGAUUUUAUAUACACUUACUUUGUGCCAAUGGCGUUCUCCAGAAUUUUGCACGCGCGGCCGAUACCGGUGCGUCUUGCUGCAGGAAUACUCUUCCUUGUCCUUCUUCGAUAUAAUAUGAAACCUAUACAAAGGGCGGAACUGCGCAAUAGAAUCUUUACGGAUCUAGCCAAUAACCCUGACUGUUACGUGAGAAUGAUGUUUGUUCGCAUAAUGGUCGAAGCGCUGGAGAUCUUCUCGUCCGUAUACUUUAAGGAACAUUUCUUCACCGUUUUGUUAAGUCUUGCCGAAGAUCCGGUAGCUAACGUAAGAUUAAAAGUGGUAUCUUUGCUGCCGCAACUGAAGAGUCAGCUGUGGAUACCGACCGACAAGAAAUUGCUGACAUCGUUGGAAUCGGUCAUCAGACACUUGGUCAACAAUGAGAAGGAUAGAGACGUAUUAUUUGUUUUAAAUAACGUCAUGCAAAAACUGGAAGAGAUAGACGUCAAGUACGAAGGCCAAACUUUGACAACUAAGCUUACCAAGCAAGAUGUGGAAGAUGCCAAAAAAUUAGAUGAGGAGAAGAAAUUGUCAGGUUUGAGCGUAGGAAAGGCGUCUGGAACUAUCGUGAAGAAAGGUUGGACAAGAGCAGCAACUGAUGGUGCAACGAGAUCGCAAUCAAAAGGUGAGCAUUCAAUGGAGAAUAAUGAAGCAUCCUACGAAACAAAAUCAUUAUUAAUGAAAUAUGGAACUGCGCCUCCGCGUCAAACGUUCGAAAGCUUAAAAACAAGAAUUCAACUAACACAUUCGUGGGAAAGAGUAGGGCACUACAACCCAUAUACUAACACGUCGCACCUUAACUUUGAGAACGGAUCGUCUAGCGAUUACGUCACGCAACGGCCGCAAUGUAACUGCUCCAAGUUAGCGGUAUUCCAAGCCCUCCUGACGUUGCCCGACGCGUGCGAACAAGAGUACAAAAGCGAUGCUUCCCCGUGUCGUUCCUGUCACAAUGUCGACAGCGAUCACGCGAUGUAUCGAAAGCCGGCAACGCAGGCAAACGAUUAUAAUCCUUCCGCUUUCGCCAAGUCCGUCUUUCUGUCAUUCCUGAGGGAGAACAAGCAAGAACCGCAUCAGCACUUCCUACUAACACGAGAUUACCCGCGCAGUGAAUUUUCUACUAACAUUGCCGGCAAGGACAGGUCACCGAAUUUUGCCGCUCUAAGGGCACUGACCAACGCCGCUCACUAUAACUCCUGUUGGGCUUUUAGCUCCAUGCCGGAGAUACCUGUGAUGCAGUCCGAUGACGAGUUCUUAGUGGAUGCCGGUAUCAGGAUACCUGCGCAAUUCUCCGCUUCCCAAAGUACGUCCAAGAUCCCGCACUUGCAGGAUUUCAUCACCGCGAGGAGACGGCCAACCAGCACCAACACGGUCCGGUCUAGGCGAAACAGCGUCAAUUUCGACCGGGGGAAAUUUAAGCGGCACUCCUCCGUCGAGUACGAAGACUGCAUGAAACGCAGAACAAGCGAGAACGAAUCGUCGAGGAGCCUGCCAACCUCGAUAGAUUACGAGGAAGGUUUGCGGCAGCGUAACAUGCUGAAGGAGAAUCUAAGCGACCAGCAGCUAUCGAAGACCGACGCGAGAACCAAGAGGUACUCCGCGCCGCACGGAAGAACAAGAUUUGGAUGGGACACCAACCAGGAGAAAUCGUUGGACGAAAAACUUCUGAAGAGGAAUUCUCUGAUCCUCGACAAGGACCGACUGAAACUCACCAACUCCAAGUGCACGUUCGACCGAAGUAAGCGCCAUUCCACGAAUUUCAGUCUGAAGCUCCCCGACUCCAAGGAGACGAAACAGAACGUGAAACGCCACAGUCUCGAGGAUCAUAUAACGGUACGUCGCGCUAUAAAGGGCUAUUUCUCGACGUUGGACGUGAACCAUAAUCAGGGUCUCAGCAAAAUCCCGUUGAGGAACGGCGGCCCACGUAGCAGGACUGCGCCUGCCACCCGAGCGUCCAGCCCCGUGCACGUGGAGACGCGAUUGCGAUUCGACAUCGAGGACUGUGAUGACUCGCAACGUUCUACCAGCGACAGACAUUUAAGUAGAUUUAGUUCGAGCGACGAGGAGGUCGACAAAUUAUGUAGGAUGCUGUUACACUCUCAACCGUCGCAGAGCAGUACGGGAGGAACACCAAGAAAUAGAGAGAAGUAUCCCAUUCACCUGAUGAUGAAGAAACUGUGAGAUGUAAGAUUCCGUUGAGUACAGUUCACAUUAUCUCUAUGGUUCUCUCACGCUUGCAUUUAGUUGAUUUUCAUCUAGAGUUUUAAAUUUUACUACGAAAAAGCUAUUGGUUGCAGAGGAUACGUUGAUUAUUUCGGAGCUUCCUCUAGAGGCUUCUCGUGAUUGAAUGAAUUUGAUUCAGGAAAUCUUCCAUCUUGCGCAACUAACGUUACGAGAUUGCGGAAAGUGCCGUGCAAUGCAUUGCGAAUAAACAGUACAAUGUCCCCAUAUAGGUUCAGUAGCCAUGAUGUACAGAUUACUAAUAGCUAUUUUAUUUAUUUUUAAACUGCGUAUACACAUUAUUAAGAUUGUCGUUUGAAUCUCGAAUCACAUAUCUGAAUAUAAAACAUUAGUGGACGUUUAUUCUGAAAUUUUACAAAAGAUUCUGUGAACGACAAAAUUAUUCGCGGAAAGCACAUAAUAUAUGAAUUAUUUUAGAAUGUGCUUCAAACUAAAUUGUAUUGGCACUAAUGAUAUAACAGCUUUAUAUGUGAAUUAUUCGCAUAAGUUUUUAGCAUCGUUUCCGAUCCACUGAACAGGGUAUAUUUGUAUAAUUCAUCGAGUAAGAAGGCAGCUUUUUCCAUCCCAACUUUUUCUACGCACUAGUUUGCAUUAUUUAUCUAAUUUAAUGCAGAUAUAUAUAUAUGUAUAAAUUCAGAUUUUAUUAAAUUUAUCUAUUCGAAUAUUUUUUAUGCAGUUGAAAUGAUACAUAGAAACAUGAAGAAUAUUAUUAUAAAUUAUUGAUAUUUUAUCUAAUUUUAGUUUGAAGUUGAAUAUAAUUAUUUAUACGAAUAGCUUCGUGAAAACUAAUUGGCGAUAAAAUUUUAUUAAGAAUAUUUAUGUUUAAUAUUAAAUGUCUGUGAAAUAGCCCUAUGUACUUAUGUGAGAUAAAAAGUAAUAAUUUUAACUUUAAUAUUUUUUACACACUGUUUGCUGAAUCAAAUUAUACUUGAUAAAACUAGAUGUUCGUAUGCCUCAGAGAGAAGCCACGUGGCUUCAUAUCGAAGAGAAAAACAACGCACGCUUGUUUCGAAAGACUGUCUUAGAUUUCGCGUUUAAAAAUUGUACAAUGGAAGAAGGAAGAGAGAUAUCUCGGUUUAUUUAGGAGCUGCAUAUUUAUAUAAUAUUAGCCUGUGCAAAACAAUGAGGCCAUGUAUAUACAAAUUCUAUAUGAUUAUUAAUAUUAAUGUUAAGGAUAGCUGUCAUUGUGAAAUUGAGUUAUUUUAGCGUAGAACAAAAACGUGACUAAACAAAAAUAAAUUUAUAGUACACUGAUAGCCAGCGCUAGAGUCUAGUCUGCAUAGAUGUAGUCUACGAGCGGUCUAUAAGGAUAUAGUCAUUAUUUGAGAAAAUAUUAGUGUUUUCUUUUAAGCCAUGUAAUUCUUCCCACCAAUUACACACAAUGUAGAUAAGGAAAAAAAAUUAUAUAGUCACGAAUUUAGUCUUAAGUAAGAGAUGCAUUCGAACCUUAGUAAAUGGUACCUUGAUGUACCUCCCGUAUAAUUGCUGUUGUUAAUUAAUAUUAAAUUUAAUAUCGAUUAUUAUGGAAAACUUUGACCAAGAAGAAAAUAACCGGAAUGGUUUGACAAAGAGAUAUUUCUGUACAAAUCGCAAAAUAUGUGAUGUACGUAAUUAAAUGAAAAGUUAAAUUUGAUAUUAAUACAGUAAGAAUCAUAUCAAGUAUAUCAAGAAAGGAAGACAGAAGGAAACAAGAUGCUAAACGUUGUAGAGAACUCUCAAGUGAUGACUAUAUUUUCCACCAAUAUGCGUGCAUAUAUUGUUAUUGGUUAUAUAAAGAUUUUCUGGUUUUAUUUCUGUCAAUAUCAUUUUAUGGAUUGUCAUUAUGGAAAUGACUUGUUAAAUGAUUUUUUAUAUAAAAUAAUUAUACAUUUCUUUCUUAUUUACUCAUGUUCUUUAAUGCUAAAAAUGUCGAAUUUUUGUUUUCUGCACUCUGAUUGGAUUGCGGUUUUUGUUUCCGUAAUUGUUAGAAGUCGUUCUGUAUCUUUGAUAGCAUAUUUGUUGGAAAUGGGAUGAGUUCUUUCAUUAUAAUUUUCUCAUAUGGCAAGAUAUGUAUCUCUUAAUUUAUUUCUUUGGUUGGCUUUUUUUGGCCUUCAUUUUUCAGAAACUGUUCAUCAACUCGAUCAAUAUUUUAAAGGAAUGUUUCAGACGUGAAUUGCUCAUUUUAAUGAAAUUUAAAGUAUGUAACAGUUGUGCUAUUAUUUUAUUUUAAAUGUUGGUUUAUACUUCCAUCAAGAGACGCGUUUUACAUCUUUUUAUGUAAUAGGUAAACAUAUAUUAACAUACAAAUUUAAAGGAAAGAAAGAAAAUCUACAUUUUUAUAAAAAUGUAAAUGUUUGACACAAAAAUUUUAAGUUUUUAAGAUAGAUAUGUAUACUCGAAUAUCUUAAGUCUUAACUGAGCUUUUAGAUAUACUUCGAAUGAUCGAAAACGUGUGUAACAUUUUUAAGCCAAAGAGAAGAUUGUUAAUAAUAUAUAAUAUACAAAGUUUUAAUGGCAUUAUGUACUUACAGUACAUUUACAAAAUAUUUUUAAAAAGAUAUGUAUAUAUGAGUCUAUCAUUAUUUUUCUUAUUUCGAAAAUAUAAUUCGUUUUUAAUUAUUAAGAUUCGUAUUUGAUAUUAAGAAAUUUGCGAUUUUAAUUCAAAAACUAAGAUUAAAUUUCUUCUCUCCAAUUAUUGGUUUUUCUUUAUAGAUAAUAUUUAAGCUAUGUUAAUUAUUAAAUUGUAUAACAUGGAACAAAAGCAUAUUCGAAGCUAUCAUUAAAAAUUUCAUACAAACAAUUGGAUAUUUUUUCAAGGAAACAGUUAAUAGAUAAUUAUUUAUAUCUCUUAAUAUAUUUUAUACAUACAUAUAUAUUGUACCAUAUGAGCUUUAUAGUGCAAGUGCCAUUGAGUUUAUUAAAAUUUAGCGCAUAAAUCAUUCUCAAAACGUAUCAUGAAGGAACAGAAACGGAUUUGAAAGUUUGGAUUGUGCAUAUUUUUUAUUAUGCGUUUAUUUUAUAGUAUAGUAUUACCAAUGUUUACGUGCGAUUUAAGUUGUACUACAUGUAUAAGUUUUUCUUGCGGCUAUGUUUUCGUUAUUUCUGUCAAAGUUAGAAAUAUCUGUAGGUACCAAAUUAUUAGUUAUAUGCACAUGAUUUAUAACAAGAUUUGCCUUUGUGAAAUUUUUAUUCUACUUAUGUACAUUACGAAAUGUGAAGCGAACUUUCGUAAGAGCGCUGAAAAUCCGAAGCGUACAAGAUUGAAAUGAAUAUCAUUGACAUUGCAUAUCGCACCAUAAAUAUGUACAUUACAAACUGAAUAAUUUUGAUUCUUAUAACAAUCAUCUAUUUUUUGCACAAUAGUAAGUUGCGACGGCUUAUAGCUCAGUUAAGUUUAGAAAAUACCAAGGUAUAACGCAAAAUAUCGACGAUUAUAGAACACCAAUGUAAAAACGCGCAUAUAUUCUCGUAUGCUUACGAAUGUACGAAAAUAUUUUUUGCAGUCUAGUUUACGCUCCGAUUUCUUGUUACAGUCUAUUUCUAUACGAAAUACAUCUACUGUUUUAGAAGACUUUCAUAUGUGAGAAUCUUAAAAUUUAGAGUGAUAUAUUGAUGAACCCUAUAUACAGUUAGGAGAAGGACGAGGAAGGAAUACAUAGUGUAUAUUUAUAAAAACUCAUAGUAUGAAAGAAAAAGUCAAACUAAAGAUUAUACUUGAAUAGUGGAAGGAUCAAACAUAGGUAACGCGAUCUUGUCUUUAACAUGCUUAAAUGCUGUUCUAUUUAUUUUUGUAUACAGAUAAUAUAACAAAUUAUAGAUUAACUUUUGUGCCAGAAAGUAAAGAGAGAUAUAAUUAUGUAGCGAAAGUUUAUAAAUUGUUAAACAGCGUCUCAUCAUAAGAUACAGGGAAGAACGGUUCGUUAAGAAUGUAACAUGAGUUACACAUUAAGUGUAUUUUUGUUUUUACAUGUUCUCACGUUUCUGUUAAAGUUACCGAUUUCCGUGGCAUUAUACAACUCUUCUUGCAAUUAAUCGUGCAAUUUGUAUUACUUCGAACUGCGUUCUGCAUUAGAAAAGAAGUAAACUGUGAUGACAAAAACUUGUUUAAUAAAAAACAAGAAGAGAAUGUUCUCUGUCAAAUUAUAUUUAACGAACGUACACAUGGAAUCGAAUUUGUGAAACGAUAUUUUUAUUACUCAUACUACUCCUAUAAAAAUAAGGAAUAUUUGAAAUUGUAUUUUUGUGAAGUAUAUCUGUAAUAAAAAUAUAGUUAAAUGCGAGAAAAACAAAGAUUGGAAUUAUAGAUUACUAACGUUCUCAACGAUUAUUGUGAAAAUGCUUUAACAUGUUACAUGCUAUCAUUAAUAAACCAAAAAAUCUUGUUGAAUAC
Ooceraea biroi (clonal raider ant) is the source of this 8332-nucleotide messenger RNA. Its product is annotated as serine/threonine-protein phosphatase 4 regulatory subunit 4. Gene Ontology annotation, molecular function: protein phosphatase regulator activity; protein binding. NCBI's taxonomy places the organism in Eukaryota, Metazoa, Arthropoda, Insecta, Hymenoptera, Formicidae. The record is from RefSeq and is a predicted model, not a curated record. Gene Ontology annotation, cellular component: cytosol; protein serine/threonine phosphatase complex.